UAAAAACAAAAAUAUUCCAUCCAAAUUUAGCAAUCUUUUGUGUUCCCAUUAAUAGAUUCCCAAAAAGCACUUCUAAACCCAUUUUGGAAUACAUUGAACCUUUCCUCUUCUUCUUCUUCCUUCUACCUUCUUCUCUCUGUUCAAUUUUGGGGGAAAAUGGGUCGUGGAAAAAUCGAGAUAAAGAGGAUCGAGAAUGCGAAUAGCAGACAAGUCACUUUUUCCAAGAGGCGUUCUGGGUUACUUAAGAAAGCUCGUGAGCUCUCUGUUCUUUGUGAUGCUGAAGUUGCUGUCAUCGUCUUCUCUAAGUCUGGCAAGCUCUUCGAGUACUCCAGUACUGGAAUGAAGCAAACACUUUCCAGAUACGGUAAUCACCAGAGUUCUUCAGCUUCUAAAGCAGAGAACCUCCAGGAGGAUUGUGCAGAGGUGGAUAUUUUAAAGGAUCAACUUUCAAAGCUUCAAGAGAAACAUUUACAACUGCAGGGCAAGGGCUUGAAUCCUCUGACCUUUAAAGAGCUGCAAAGCCUUGAGCAGCAACUAUAUCAUGCAUUGAUUACUGUCAGAGAGCGAAAGGAACGAUUGCUGACUAACCAACUUGAAGAAUCACGCCUCAAGGAACAACGAGCAGAGUUGGAAAACGAGACCUUGCGUAGACAGGUUCAAGAACUGAGGAGCUUUCUCCCGUCGUUCACCCACUAUGUUCCAUCCUACAUCAAAUGCUUUGCUAUAGAUCCAAAGAACGCUCUCAUAAACCACGACAGUAAAUGCAGCCUCCAGAACACCGAUUCAGACACAACUUUGCAAUUAGGGUUGCCGGGAGAGGCACAUGAUAGAAGGACGAAUGAAGGAGAAAGAGAGAGCCCGUCAAGCGAUUCAGUGACAACAAACACGAGCAGCGAAACUGCAGAAAGAGGGGAUCAGUCUAGUUUAGCAAAUUCUCCACCUGAAGCCAAAAGACAAAGGUUCUCUGUUUAGUCCUAGAAAAGUAUGGGAGAAGGCUACUAAUGUUUCCUCUUUAGCAAGUAUCCGAUUGUUUUAAAAGUAAUUUUAGAGGGAUACUUGCAAAAAGAAGAGAAGAUUCAGUUAUCUAAUCUCUGCACCAACUCUCUUUGUCCUUCUUCUUUUGAUUAUUUCUCGACUGUCUCUCCUAUAAAAAAGAUAUGCCUAGCUGAGAGUUUGAAAUCCAUAAUCUUUACAAGGCACAGAGUUAUUUGACAUCUCGUAUAGUAAGAAAAUUUGCG
Molecule: messenger RNA, 1238 nt
Organism: Arabidopsis thaliana (thale cress)
Lineage: Eukaryota; Viridiplantae; Streptophyta; Magnoliopsida; Brassicales; Brassicaceae
Gene: AGL15
Product: AGAMOUS-like 15
Exons: 8
Coding region: 157-972 (271 amino acids)
Biological process (GO): regulation of DNA-templated transcription; positive regulation of transcription by RNA polymerase II
Cellular component (GO): nucleus; cytoplasm
Molecular function (GO): protein dimerization activity; RNA polymerase II transcription regulatory region sequence-specific DNA binding; DNA-binding transcription factor activity
Source: RefSeq, marked reviewed